Glarea lozoyensis ATCC 20868 is the source of this 489-nucleotide messenger RNA. Its product is annotated as His-Me finger endonuclease. The record is from RefSeq and is a predicted model, not a curated record. The transcript is spliced from 2 exons. NCBI's taxonomy places the organism in Eukaryota, Fungi, Ascomycota, Leotiomycetes, Helotiales, Helotiaceae. Bases 1 to 489 code for a protein of 162 amino acids. Gene Ontology annotation, molecular function: endonuclease activity.
AUGAGUAAACGACAGAUGGACGGCUGGGUUAAUAAGAAGUGGCACGCGAGUCAUCUGUGUGGGAAUUGGAGUUGUGUUAAUGCGAAGCAUAUUUAUGUGGAGGAGGGGAGGGUUAAUGCGGGGAGGAAUGCGUGUUUUAUGCAUAGGGACGAGUGUAGACAUGAUCCUAGGUGUUUGAAGGAAUUAAAGAGGGAACUUGAUGUUUUCGGGAGGGUUGUUGGGGGUGGUGAUGAGUGGGAUGUUGAGGUUGCGAAGAUAGGGAAUUCGAUGGAGGCGAGCGAAGGGGAGAGAAACGGUGAUGGGGAUGGGGAGGAGGAUGAUCGGAUGGAGUGGGAUGAUUGGAAUGGGAGUGGAUUUUUCGAGGACGGAUAUGGGGAGGAAGGGGAGGUGGUGGGUGGUGGCAAUGUAUCUGAGGGAGACGAGGGGCAGGCACUAAUGGGUGAUGGUGGCGAUGCCCAUGAUGACGGUUGCGGUGUAAAUGAUGAGUGA